Babesia bigemina is the source of this 156-nucleotide messenger RNA. Its product is annotated as 60S ACIDIC RIBOSOMAL PROTEIN FAMILY MEMBER, putative. The transcript has a single exon. NCBI's taxonomy places the organism in Eukaryota, Apicomplexa, Aconoidasida, Piroplasmida, Babesiidae. The coding region runs from base 1 to 156 and encodes 51 amino acids. The record is from RefSeq and is a predicted model, not a curated record.
AUGGAGAAGCUCCAGAGCGUGCCCACUGGUGGUGUGGCUGCCGCACCUGCCGGCGGAGCUGCCCCCGCUGCAGGUGACGCGCCCGCUGAGUCCAAGAAGGCCGAGCCUGAGCCCGAAGAGGAGGAGGAUGACAUGGGUUUCUCACUAUUCGACUGA